This is a messenger RNA of Corticium candelabrum, 3000 nucleotides long. Its product is annotated as paramyosin-like. Lineage: Eukaryota; Metazoa; Porifera; Homoscleromorpha; Homosclerophorida; Plakinidae. The transcript is spliced from 9 exons. Bases 355 to 2577 code for a protein of 740 amino acids. The record is from RefSeq and is a predicted model, not a curated record.
GCUGUCUCAUUUUCUGGCUUUUACGUCUAGUGUCGUUACAGUGGAGUCGAGUUUAGGUGUUCUAGACUCUAGAGUGUGUUUGUUUUCUCUGAACACAGUUCUACAACAGUCACUACACAUUCGAAAGUGCCGACAUCGAUUUGACUUGUGCAUGACAAGCAAGAGCAAAAUGCAUGGUGGAAUGGAGACGACGCUCCUCAAGUCUACAAGAACAAAGAGACAACUGGUACUCUCGUGCUGUCGAAGAGGGGAGGAAGUUACUACCUUUGAUAGGCACACAUUUUUACCGUAAAAUAAGUGGAUAAAUGCUUGUUUGUCUUCUUAGCUGUAUAGAGUACGGAUUUGCCGGUUUGGAUGUCUCGCUUAUCCGGGGCUUUGCAAAUCAGAAGAAGUUCCGACAUCACAGGGAGAGCACAGCAAUCCGAAGAGAUGGCCAUUAGUUGUAGUGACACGAUUCUGAGAGACCUGAACUACCGGUUGACCGGUUUACUCAUACUUCAGACUCUCUAUGCGACAUUACUGGAAGAAACUGGUCGCCUAAGAGCUCGACUUCUAAGGCAAGAAGCAGAAUGUACUAUACUGAAAGAUGAGCUGCUUGAAGUUUCUAAGACUGAUAAGUCGUCCGUCUGUGCAAAGGAAGCCACGCAUUCAGGGGCUGUGGACGACAACGACAGUUCGCUCUUUUCUCCAUUUUGUCGUGCCAUUCAGAUGCGACUCACUAAAUGCGAAGAGAUGAUCGCUGGUAUUGAAGGAAUGACUGCCAAAGGCUUGAUACAGCAAAACUACGAGCUCAGGCGAUCGUAUCAGCACGAAGUGAUGAUAAGAGAAGAUCUAGAACGUCAACUAGAUCUGCAUCGUCAAGGAAAAGUGUCAGAUAACGAUCAGCUUGAUUCUCGUUCUUGUGGCGACGAUGCGACGCUAAAAUACAAAGAAAGUGAAUGGAUACCGUCAGUCGAGCGAACGCUUAUCCAGGAACUGGGGACUCAAUUGGAACAAAUGGCACGUGACGCAGUCGUACUGCAAGUACAACUCGAUCAAGAGAAAUACGGACGACGUCGAGCACACGUACAAAUCAACGAGCUACUCAACGACUUGGUUUGCUGCUUUACGAAGAUGUCCGACGUGAUCGACGACUCCACGAUCAAGCAAUCGUUGGAAGAAGUUUUGUCGAAGAUCGACAGCUUGUCUCAUUACAGCGCAGACGUAGCUGCUGCCGUCGACGUUGCCACACAAGAUGUCAACCGUGCCAGUCUCUUGCUAGAUACGUCGGAAGACGAAGAGAUAACAAACGAUAUGUCAUUAGGGCAAGCUCGUGCCAAGGUGUUGGAGGUGAUGGAGAAGAAAAAACGGUUAAAGAAAAAGGCGAAUAAGCAAAUCGUAGACGAAAUGAGACAACGCAAAAAGGCAGCAAUGAGAAUCAAGGAUCUGGAAGAAAGAUUGAGAAAGUGUGAGGCUGAUAAACGUCUCAUUGAAGAAAAGUAUCGCGAAGACAAUCAUCUGCUUCGUGCCGAGUUGGACGAGUUGAAGUGCUCACUUGGCAAUCGCAGUUCGUACGCAGUUAAAGCGGCUCAGUCGGUCCGGUCGCUUGUUGAACUACUAGAGCAGCAAAAAUUGGAUUUAAAAGCUCAACUGGAUCGCCUUGUUACUGAGAUGGCAGCUAUACAAGAAAAGAGGGAUGAAUUGAGACAUAGAAAUGAACGACUUGAAGAAGAGUUGAGACGUCUUAGAGAUAGCGCUUUGGAAGAAGCUGCAGCUAGAGUAGAAAGUGAUUAUAAGAGAGUCAAAUUAGAAUGUAAGACAUUGAAGGAGGAGAAUAGUAAUCUGAAAGAGCGCGUCGAGUUGCUUCAAGAGACAGCUAAGCGUGAUGGUGAAAGCCAAACGGAAACGGUGAAAUUAUUUGAGAAUAAGGUUGGAAGAUAUGAAUCUGAAAUGAAGACGUUGCAAGAUAUCAAUGCAUCAUUGAGUACAAACGAGCGCCAGAUGGCGGCCAAGAUUGCCUCACUUGAGACGUCGCUUCAGAACGUGAGCAUCGGACGCGUAGACACGAUACCGAGGCGACGAGAAGAGUCAUCAUCUGGGCUUGGCUCGAGUGGAAGGGCAUACAUGGGUGAAGAACAACUUCAACCAGAGUUAGUAUCUCGAAAUUCGCAGUUGUUGUCGUCGAUUUCGGCCCGUCCUGGCGUGCACAACGACGAGCGUGUAGACACCGGCUUUUCUGCGGCCAGUGAUUUGGCACCACAGUCAUUGCCGACAUUCCAGAGUGUGCACAAUGAGUCACGACAUCCGGGACCGUUUCAGACCAGACAGCGAGAGAUGAGAGUUUCACCAGCCGCAAGCUCGCGCACCUUGUCGUCUUUGAGAGACGUUGGAGGGUUGAAGAGGCACGACGCCGGCAGGGACGAUUCCGGGGUCGGCCGGUCCUCUGUUGGUGGGUAUUCUAUGAGCCUAGGAGGGUCGAGGUCAAUGUUGGGUCCUCCUAGUCGCGAUACUAUGCAAUGCUUGAAAUGUGGGACUCGGUUCUCGGUAAGGGAUCUUGAGAGAUACGAGAGACAUAUUCGAGAUUGCUAUUCUUCAUGAUGUUUUUGUAAAAGUUUGGAUAUUUUGGGCAACAGCAUUGCGAGCUAGGGUAUCAUGGAGAGUCAUAACGCAUGCAUACGUACUACUUGUAUUGAUGGGGACACAAGAGUACAUGUUGCUCUUCUGCUUGGUGGCCUCAUAAAGUUGUACAGCAAACUGUAAUUUUUUGACACUACAAAGAUGAAGAUCGACGUGGAAGCAACUCCAACUAGUUUUUGUGUUCUCUGUUUAGUCUUGCACACCAUGUUUUCUUAUACUGACUCAUAGAACACAAAUAUUUUACUCUGCUUUGUAAUAUUUGCACAUAACUGUUAGUUUGUAUUGAGAUUUGUCUGCAUAUAUGUCGUCUUUUGACUUUGAGAAGUCUGAUUGCAGUAAAAUUGUAGAUUAUUGAUAUAAAUAAAUUUGCUGCGUCAGUAUUGA